Molecule: messenger RNA, 423 nt
Organism: Ogataea parapolymorpha DL-1
Lineage: Eukaryota; Fungi; Ascomycota; Pichiomycetes; Pichiales; Pichiaceae
Exons: 1
Coding region: 1-423 (140 amino acids)
Source: RefSeq, a predicted model, not a curated record
AUGUCCAUUGCGUAUCCGGCAGUCAACAUUUCCUAUUGUGUCAAGUGCAAGUGGAUGCUCCGUGCCGCGUGGUACCAACAGGAGAUUCUGCAGACGUUCUCCUCGAAGGCCAUUGACGAGAAUGAGACUACGCUCACUGUGAACUGCGCCAUUUUGUCUCCCUCACUGGUUGCAGGGACGUUCCAAGUGGCGGUGAAGAGGGACGAGAACGCGGAUUGGACCAUAAUCUGGGACAGAAAGGAGGAGGAUGGGUUCCCAGACUCCAAGCUCCUCAAACAACGCAUCAGAGAUCAUCUUUACCCAGAGCUUAAGCUCAGUCACAUAGACAAGCCAAAUAAACAUGGAGGCAAGCUCGUCACUAAACAGUCGCCCGAGCCCGGCCACGACGACACAUGCAUCGACUGCAAAACUUGGGAGUAUUAA